AUGUUUGAAGAUGUUGCUAAGGGGGCUAUAUCAUGGUUGCUCUAUGCGGAGGAUGAGCGUAAACUCAACAUCCCUGUUACUGUGACUCUGCUAUGCAGCGGUCUUGUCAGCACAUCGCUUCAGGAUCAACAGCUAGCGAAGAAUUUGUUUACUGAUCCUCGCCCCAGUUUGCAAAACUUCGCAGCCGGUCUCAUUCGCGAACGUCUAUCAAAUGACCCCCCAAUUGCUUCUCAGAGUCAAUGGACAAUUGACACAAGCUGGCGAUGCUAA
This is a messenger RNA of Suillus plorans, 270 nucleotides long. RefSeq lists its product as uncharacterized. The transcript is spliced from 2 exons. The coding region runs from base 1 to 270 and encodes 89 amino acids. The record is from RefSeq and is a predicted model, not a curated record. Lineage: Eukaryota; Fungi; Basidiomycota; Agaricomycetes; Boletales; Suillaceae.